CCUUAUUGAUUGUGUCAUCUUUAAGCUCACACAAGUGUGGCUGACAAAGUGGGAAAGCCACACACGUUUAGUCCUAGAAUUGAAUGUUGUGAGGACAACCGUACUUUCCUCGUUUCUGAAUAUAUAAAAUGUCUUCUCUUCUUAAGGUGGACAAUGAAAUCAAAACCAAGGUUGACGCUUUCAGGGAGCGAAUCACCGGAGAAGCAGAGAACCUAGUUGCAAAUUUCUUCCCCAAAAAAUUACUGGAACUCGACCAUUUCCUUAAGGAUCCCAUGUUAAACAUCUGUGAGCUAAAGGAGAUCCACUCUGAGAUUAACCUUACAGUGCCAGACCCUAUUCUACUGUCAGACCUUCACGAUGGACUGGAAGCGCAAAAUGCCAAGAAAAGAAAGAUGGGGGAUGGACCUGGAGAUAUGGUGUCUGGUACUAAGGUGUUUGUCAUGCCUGGCGGCAUGAUGAAGAGUAACGGCAAGCUUGUGGACCUGAUUGAGAAGGUGAAACCAGAGAUCAGGACCCUCAUAGAGAAGUGUAAUACAGUCAAAAUGUGGGUUCAGUUGCUUAUCCCAAGAAUAGAAGAUGGCAACAACUUCGGAGUGUCAAUUCAGGAGGAGACGGUAGCUGAGCUGAGGACUGUGGAGGGAGAGGCAGCGUCUUACCUCGACCAGAUAUCUAGAUACUAUAUUACAAGGGCAAAGCUAGUGUCCAAAAUAGCCAAAUAUCCACACGUGGAGGAUUAUCGGCGCACAGUAACGGAGAUAGACGAGAAGGAGUACAUCAGCCUCAAGAUCAUAGUUUCAGAGCUCAGAAAUCAAUAUGUAACGUUACACGACAUGAUUCUGAAGAACAUUGAGAAGAUCAAGAGGCCAAGGAGCAGUAACACAGAUGCAUUAUAUUAAGACUUACUGGCCCUUCCCACCACCACUAUCACCCCUUCUCUCUUUUCUCUACCUCUCCCUGCCAUGCUGUUAAACAAGUGGUCGAAAGGAGCAUAGAGCUAGACUUGACUCUUAACUGUUCAGUACAAUCCAGAAACCAUUGCCUCAGUAGAAGUUAACCCUGACCCUUUCUCUUGUUUGAAUUGUAAAAUAUUGCCCUUGUUUUAAACCCCUAUGAAGAAUACUCUUAAGGAACCGAGAGGCUCUUGAAAAGCGCUAUGUGUUUUUUAAAUUUAAUUAAAAACAUUUUGUCCAUUGGA
Molecule: messenger RNA, 1195 nt
Organism: Hypomesus transpacificus
Lineage: Eukaryota; Metazoa; Chordata; Actinopteri; Osmeriformes; Osmeridae
Gene: psme3
Product: proteasome activator subunit 3
Exons: 11
Coding region: 129-896 (255 amino acids)
Biological process (GO): regulation of G1/S transition of mitotic cell cycle; positive regulation of endopeptidase activity; regulation of proteasomal protein catabolic process
Cellular component (GO): cytoplasm; nucleoplasm; proteasome activator complex
Molecular function (GO): endopeptidase activator activity
Source: RefSeq, a predicted model, not a curated record